CGUUUGGUCAGGAGUUCGAUUCUCUUCGGGGAGGUCAUGCUGGCAUUGAGGCCUCCUUAAUCAGUGCCCGACUAGGACAUAAAGUUGCUUUAAUUACCCUAGCAAAAAACCAAAUUGGAGCCAUGCCUUGUAACCCUUCGGUAGGGGGAGUAGCGAAGGGAAUAGUAGUGCGGGAAAUUGAUGCUUUGGGAGGUAAAAUGGGCCAAGCGGCGGACGCGACGGCUCUCCAAUUUAAAUUACUAAACACUUCUAAUGGUCCAGCAGUUCAGGCCCUUCGAGUGCAAUCGGACAAAAUUGCUUAUGGUCGUUAUAUGCAAGCCACG
Molecule: messenger RNA, 323 nt
Organism: Racocetra persica
Lineage: Eukaryota; Fungi; Glomeromycota; Glomeromycetes; Diversisporales; Gigasporaceae
Source: the annotation of a GenBank genome assembly